Molecule: messenger RNA, 720 nt
Organism: Anopheles aquasalis
Lineage: Eukaryota; Metazoa; Arthropoda; Insecta; Diptera; Culicidae
Gene: Ufc1
Product: Ubiquitin-fold modifier conjugating enzyme 1
Biological process (GO): protein K69-linked ufmylation
Cellular component (GO): cytoplasm
Molecular function (GO): UFM1 conjugating enzyme activity
Source: RefSeq, a predicted model, not a curated record
AAACAAAAAAGUUGCGAAUGAAAGUGUGCAUUUUCCGUGUUCCGCGGAGUUCCUAGUUAAUUUUUGUAAAACCGUUGCAUUUCCACUUACAAUGGUCGAUGAAGGGACUCGCCGAACCCUGAGCGGUAUUCCGCUGCUCAAGACAAAAGCAGGACCUCGCGAGAAGGAGCUAUGGGUGCAGCGCUUGAAGGAGGAAUACCAAACGCUGAUCAAGUAUGUCCAGAACAACAAGGCCAGCGAUAUGGACUGGUUCCGGCUGGAAUCGAACAAGGAAGGCACCAAAUGGUUCGGCAAGUGCUGGUACAUGCACAACCUGCUCAAGUACGAGUUCGAUGUAGAGUUCGAUAUCCCGAUCACCUACCCUACGACGGCGCCGGAAAUAGCGCUUCCCGAGCUCGAUGGCAAGACAGCAAAGAUGUACCGAGGAGGAAAGAUUUGUCUAACGGACCACUUUAAGCCACUUUGGGCUAGAAACGUGCCAAAGUUCGGCAUAGCACACGCGAUGGCCUUGGGGCUGGCACCCUGGUUAGCAGUUGAAAUCCCGGACUUAAUAGAAAAAGGUGUAAUUUCCUAUAAGGAGAAGGGAGAAACGUCUGGUUAACAUGCCUCCCAUUCCUUUCCGUUCCGUUUCCGAGCCCUUUGGCCUGAUUGUUCGUCGGUUUAUUGUUUACUCAAUUGUCUUGUAAGGAUCGAUUAAAUAUACACGGGUGCACGCAUUAA